AUGCCUUGGAUGGAUGCUUUAUGGCCCCCCACCCCCCCCACCAAAUUCAGGCUCGACUACUUGGGGAAAUGCCACAUCUUCUACGUUCCUCUGCUUGUGACCAGCGAUCCCCUGGAAACUUUCUACACCCCCAUCGGAGCUCUGACUCUAAACCCCAGUCCCUGUCCGGAGCAGGUCACGGACGUGUGCAAGACUUCAGAGGAGUCUCACUUGGAAACACAAGUUGAGAAGCCGUACAACUCCACGGCCUCCAGAGAGCUGAAGAUGAUGGAGCUGCCGGCUAAUCAGGAUAUCCAAAUCGUCCUUCCUACCACCACAGAGCUGACCGUUCACCCAGGUUCCCCGCUGGAGAUCCAGUGUGUGGCCUUCUUUGGGACCAACUUCAAAAGUCCCUGUGAAGUUCGCUGGGAGAAGAACAACCACAGUAUAUCUGGGAUGGAGGGUUACCAGCAGACCUUCUUCAGGGAGACAGUGGAGUCAUCCAAGAAGAGCUUUUGCUCCUCCACCCUUACUAUUGAGAAGGUCCAGGGGUCCGACCUCCAAACCUCCUUCAGGUGUAGGGCCUCCAACCACAGAGAAACCAGAUUCCACACUCUCAGCCUCAAGCUUGCAGAAUCGAGGAGCUACCUUGUGGUUGCGGUGGUGUGUGUCAGCAUUGUGUUCCUGUUAGCCGCCCUCACCAUCAAAUACUUCUUUAUGGACCUGGUUCUGUUUGGCAGAAGGUUCCUGAAAUGCUGCAAGGCCAGCAGCGAUGGGUUGCUGUACGACAUCUACGUGGUGUACCACUCUCAGGAGAAGAGUGAGGGGAUCCUGAACCGCUUCCUCUCCCAGGCCCUGCCCCACGUCCUGGAGCAGAAGUGUGGCUACAGGGUCUUCACCCAUAGCCCUAACGACACACCCAGAGCAGACCGGUUGGAGGUGGUGAAGGAGUACGUGAGGCUGUGCAGGAGGCUGAUGGUGGUGCUCCCUCCGGGGUUAGAGAUCCAUGAGACCCUGGGCUCUUCCCCCAGCAGCCCUGUAGGGGAUGAUGUUGAGUGGCAGGUUGGGCUCCACGAGGCCUUGGCCCAGGAUACGAGAGUGAUCCUGGUCCAGCUGGGUGAGGUGGGACCCCAGGGCUACACCCAUCUCUCCCCCACCCUGCAGAACUUUAUCCACAAACGUUCCCCCCUCUGCUGGUUGGAGGACUCACCAGGCGCCGCAGACUGGAACUCACGUUUCUGGAAGAGGGUGCGCUACGAGAUGCCCGUCGUGUCCGCCAAACCCUCUUCUCUUUCUGUUUUGUGAGAGGUUCUUGGGUAAUGCAGUUUACCAUGAUGUUAAUAAUGUUGAGUAUCAGUAUCACUAUUAAUUAUUCAAACCGAAAACUGGAGAACGCAGACACAGGAGAUUUAAUGAAGAAAGCCCUGAUUUAUUAAUAAACGGGGAGGCAGGAAGAUGGGUAGGGUUCUUCAAUGGAGGGCAUUCAUAACAUAGGUCAGUAAGAACAUCAAAAAGUUUCAAGAAAAACCAUGGAGACGUAGGCCUAUUUAAAUUCCAAACGAUGCGCAACCAUUUGCUCACUUGGUUUACAGAGGUCUAGAGUCACAAGUGAGCAAGUGAUUUAAAAAAAAAUUAUAGGCCAACGUAUUUAACGAGGAACCAGUGAUUAAAUUGAGGAACUGAAAAUCCCUGCUCACUGGUCGGAAAUGUUACAUACGAUUGGUGUUAUACAACUGUUUAAGCGACCUUGAGUGUGAUAAAGGUGCUGUAUAAA
Messenger RNA from Gadus chalcogrammus (walleye pollock), 1753 nucleotides. Its product is annotated as interleukin-1 receptor-like 1. Bases 1 to 1284 code for a protein of 427 amino acids. The transcript has 9 exons. Gene Ontology annotation, biological process: signal transduction. The record is from RefSeq and is a predicted model, not a curated record. Lineage: Eukaryota; Metazoa; Chordata; Actinopteri; Gadiformes; Gadidae.